AUGGCAUCUAGAUCUCCUCCUUCCUCAGAUGUUGAUCCGUCUAACUCUAAUCAGAUGUUGAAUGCGGUGCUUCAAGCAUUGCAACGGCAGAACGCUACUUUGGUUCAGCAGAAUACCAUUGCGUUACAAAAUUUGGAAGCUGCCAGAGUAUCGGCUGAGAAUGCUAGAGUAUCAUCUGAGAAUACUCAAAGACAGUUUGUGGAAGUGUUGACUAAUGGCAGGACCACUCCAGGUGUUCCUCCCUUCACUAUUCCAGUCCAAGAGUGGAGUUUGGAGAACUUUCUUCAGCAUCACCCUGCAAGAUUCACAGGAAAAUGCAGUCCGGAUGAAGCUGACCAUUGGUUCAGGGAUAUGGAGAGGAUAUUUGAAGCUAAAGGAUGUCCUGAUGAGAGGAAAUUGGCUUAUACUCAAUAUCUGCUGACCGAAGAAGCUGGCCAUUGGUGGAGCAGCAUGAAGAUGAUCCUUGAGAGGAGUGGGACUCCUAUUACUUGGGAGUUGUUUAGAGUCAAAUUCUAUGCUGAGUACUUCCCUGACAGUGUGAGAUUUGCAAAGGAAGUAGAAUUUCUGGAACUGGUACAGGGCAACAAGUCAGUGUCAGAGUAUGCAGAUCGUUUCAAACAUUUACUUCGUUUCAACACUAUGGCAGUAGAUGAAGAAUGGCAAUGCAGAAAGUUUGAGAAUGGUUUGAGGAAUGAUCUCAAGCUGCUUUUAAAAGGGUUACGUAUCAGAGAGUUCCCUACUUUAGUGGAGAUGUCCCGUGAUCUAGAGAAGACAAAGAAAGAAUCUGAGGGACAGCAGAGUCAGCCUGUGAGGACUGGGGGACCAUCUGGAUCUCGUGGUGGAUUUAUCACUAGGAAGACCCCUUAUGCUAGACCAUCUUUUUCUUCUGGGUCUAGGGGUUCAUCUUAUCAGCCAUCAGUGCAGUCAGGAUCAGCCAGACCAUCCGGCCCCGUUAGAUGUUAUACCUGUGGAGGACCUCAUUACCGUAGCAGCUGUCCUAUGGAAAGUGGUGCAAGGAAAUGCUUUAAGUGCGGAAAAGAGGGGCACUUCUCUAAGGAGUGUACUUCUGUAGUAGGAUCGAGGUCUCAAGCACAGAGGAUUGGUUUGCCUCCACCCAGAGGAGGUGACAGACCCCAAGCGGUGGGCAGAGUAUAUGCUAUGACAGGAUCGGAAGCAGUCAGCUCAGGUAAUCUUAUCAUCAGCAAUUGUUUAUUGUUUGGGGUGACUUGUGUUGUACUUUUUGAUUUGGGGGCAACACACUCCUUCAUAUCGGAGGCAUGUGUUGAGAAAUUGGGUAUGCUUGUAGAAGAACUAGACUUUGACCUAGUGGUGUCUACACCAGCAUCAGGGUUAGUCAGAACAUCUUCUGUGUGUGUCCGUUGUCCAAUUGUUGUAGAAGGACAUCAGUUCAAGGUGAACCUCAUCUGUUUACCUUUGCAAGGAUUAGAAGUAAUUUUGGGAAUGGAUUGGUUAUCUACCAAUCGCAUCCUCAUUGACUGCGAUAGUAAGAAAUUGAUGUUUCCUGAUAAAGACAAAUUUAUGCCUUUGUCGAUCGGCGUCUUGAGACAAGACCUUCUGGAAGGUGCUAGUUGCUUUUUGGUGUUAUCACAUAUAGAAGCGACGCAAGUUUCACAUCAUGCGGCACAGGAGAGUCAGAGUGUAAACCUAGCAGUUGUAAACGACUUCUUGGAUGUUUUUCCUGAAGAAGUUCCUGGUUUACCUCCUCCACGUGAGGUGGAGUUCUCUAUUGAUUUGGUCUCAGGAGCAGGACCAGUUUCUAUAGCUCCGUAUAGGAUGGCUCCAGCAGAAUUGGUAGAGUUAAAGAAGCAGAUUGAAGACCUGUUGGAGAAACAGUUGAUCCGACCUAGUGUUUCGCCUUGGGGAGCACCAGUAUUGCUAGUAAAGAAGAAAGAUGGUGGUUCAAGACUGUGCGUUGAUUAUCGGCAACUGAAUAAGUUGACGAUCAAGAACAAGUAUCCGUUGCCGAGAAUAGAUGAUUUGAUGGAUCAACUACAUGGAGCUACAGUAUUCUCUAAGAUUGAUCUGAAGUCGGGUUAUCAUCAGAUCUUAGUGAAAGCGGAUGAUGUGCAGAAGACAGCGUUCAGGUCCAGAUAUGGCCACUAUGAGUAUGUGGUUAUGCCUUUUGGUGUGACUAAUGCUCCAGCCAUUUUUAUGGACUAUAUGAAUCGAAUUUUCAGACCUUUCUUGGACAAAUUUGUGAUGGUCUUUAUAGAUGAUAUACUUGUCUAUUCUAAGACUCGAGAAGAACAUGCAGAUCACCUUCGGACAGUACUUGAAGUGCUGAGAGAAAGACGAUUGUAUGCCAAAUUGUCUAAGUGUGAAUUUUGGAUGGAAGAAGUUCUUUUUCUUGGCCACGUAAUCUCAGUUGGAGGAAUUUCUGUUGAUCCCGCUAAGGUGCAAGCAGUACUUCAGUAG
This is a messenger RNA of Vigna angularis (adzuki bean), 2436 nucleotides long. RefSeq lists its product as uncharacterized. The transcript has a single exon. Gene Ontology annotation, molecular function: nucleic acid binding; zinc ion binding. Bases 1 to 2436 code for a protein of 811 amino acids. The record is from RefSeq and is a predicted model, not a curated record. Lineage: Eukaryota; Viridiplantae; Streptophyta; Magnoliopsida; Fabales; Fabaceae.